Rotaria socialis is the source of this 363-nucleotide messenger RNA. The record is from the annotation of a GenBank genome assembly. Lineage: Eukaryota; Metazoa; Rotifera; Eurotatoria; Philodinida; Philodinidae.
AUGAGCACAGAUCAAGAACGCCGCAAAGGCAGAGCUAUAUUUGAUGCUUAUGUAUCUCUCCGUAAAAUUGCAGAAAAAUAUGAGCUGGAAGAAAAGUUGGCCAUUCCACGCGUAGUUUUUGUGGGCGAAACUUCAUCAGGUAAAUCCAUGCUGGUUCAAAACUUUCUUCGUUUUCCUUGUGCAUUUUCGCAGAGUGACGUUGGAACACGAUAUCCCAUACUCUAUCGUCUUCGUUAUAAUUCAACAUUAGGCGAUAAUGUUAUUCUCAUCAACCAUCCAGCAACAGUUAAGCGACUACAAGAUUUAGCUGAACAUUUAUGGCACGUCAUGGAACAGAUUGAACGCGAAGAUGGAUUUUGUUAG